Molecule: messenger RNA, 1338 nt
Organism: Fundulus heteroclitus (mummichog)
Lineage: Eukaryota; Metazoa; Chordata; Actinopteri; Cyprinodontiformes; Fundulidae
Gene: mospd1
Product: motile sperm domain containing 1
Exons: 6
Coding region: 277-939 (220 amino acids)
Cellular component (GO): cytoplasm
Source: RefSeq, a predicted model, not a curated record
CCUCCUCCGUCCCAGCAUGCACCGCGCCGUCCGCAGCAUAAAGAGAAGAGGCUGAAGAGAAACAACAGGGUGGGAUUACAGACGCCUGUUGUGCUUGGCAUAUUCGUCAAAUAACGUCUGCGGACGACAAGGAGCGUGUCAUGGCCCUGAGGAGCUGAGAGCGGUGCUGUUCCUUGCAUCUGUUGGGGGGUUUCCACGGUGUGAGAGUUGCCAGAGAAGCCUGGGGGGCCCGGUCAGCGAGUGGACAGGGAAGGGGGCAGAGCUCAGCUGGAGCCAAUGCAGCAGCACCAGCAGCAUCGACAGCCAGAGCUAGCGGAAGGAAACCUUCCUGUGUUCGUGUUCCCGACCGAGCUCGUCUUCUACGCAGAUGAGCAGUCGUCUCACAAGCAGGUGCUCACCCUCUACAAUCCCUAUGAGUUCGCACUCAAAUUCAAAGUGCUGUGCACAGCGCCAAACAAGUAUACCGUGGUUGAUUCCACAGGAGCCGUCAAGCCACAGUGUUGCGUUGACAUAGUAAUCCGACACAGAGACGUGCGGCCGUGCCACUAUGGCGUGUACGACAAGUUCCGACUGCAGGUGUCGGAGCAGAGUCAGCGCAAAGCCCUGGGUCGCAAAGAGGUGACAGCGACGCUCCGUCCGUCGGCAUCGCAGGAGCCGCCCAGCCUCGGGGCCCAAGACGAGGAGCGGCGGAUUAAAGAGCAGUUUGCAGACAGCGAGUUUUUCGAACAGACCGCAUUUCAGACAGAGAGCCGUCCUGUUGCUGGAGGACCCAGUCUGCUGACGGUGCUGCUGGGACUCGUGUGCAUGAUCGCCCUGAUGCUUCCGACGCUGGGGGAGCAAGAAUCCACCGUGCCUGUCUACCUCCACUUAAGUGUCAACAAGAAACUGGUAGCUGCUUAUGUUCUUGGUCUUCUCACUAUGGUCAUCCUACGUACAUGAAGCGCAGGAAGUGCGAGGAGGAGGAGGAGGAGUGUUGAAGGAUGAAGAGGACAUUGUCAAACAAGAGGCACGGCUACGCUAUGAGCCGAGCCGACGGCAGCGGGAUGGAGCCCCCUUUACUCUCCACUCGCUGAAAGAUGCUGUUUACCACAUUGGUUUCAACUACAUAUUGUGUUUUCUGGGCUGUUACAAAAAAGGGGAAGACCUGCAGGUAUUCGCUGCGGGCCGGAGGAGCCGGAGCGGCCCGCGAAACAAACACGUGGUGCUUCGACGUCGCCUGGACCCACUUGCAUUCUUUGUGUCUAUAUUGCCAUUGUGUGACGCAAUAUGGUUAACUGGAGUGUGAAGAACUCUACAUGCAUGUAUAUAAAGCCAUUAAACCGUCAUUAUUCCCCUGGA